AUGCACAAUUCUUCUCUCACGCAUCUCACUCAGACUCCCAUGAACACAAGCGGAACAGAGAUUGAACGCACUCCCAGUGGAAAUGAGCUUCCCGAUGGCUCCUCUACUGAGUUCCUGUACGGCUCGAUGAACCCAACGCAGGAGUUGGGAGCUCAAAUCGAGGAGACACCCGCAGAGCCGGCCUGCAGUGAUCCCACUGUGUGGUACCCGCACUACGUAGCUUGCUUACAGCACUUUUUGAACCAUGCUCAGCAUUCGCUUCCUGUGCAAUCGAUGGCUGCUUUUGUCAAUAUCCGUCUUCCCUGCCAGUGGUUGUCUGGUCCCAUUUCCCAGUUUGAACAAUCAGACAACUUCCCUGUGACUGUUGUUUCUGUUUCGUUGAGGCCAUACAUUCAGCGACUAAUCGUUACUGGGAAUGACACGUCAUCAGUUCUGCGGGAUUUUUUUGGCAAUAACUGGAAGGCAGGUGUGGAAGGUCUUUGGAAACAAGAACGCUUGAAUUACUUGUUCACAGCCAAAAGUCGUGGCUGGGCGGCGACCAGAGAUGCCUACAAUAUUCUCCCCGAUGAGCAGAUCCCAGUUUUACAGCCUCUUCGCAACCCUAUGGAGGAGGAGCUGCGCACAGCUGAUGUGCGAUGGAGUGAAUGGCUAGCGAUGGAGGACUGGAUGGUGGGACCGCGUAGUCCAUGGUAA
Messenger RNA from Aspergillus chevalieri, 693 nucleotides. RefSeq lists its product as uncharacterized. NCBI's taxonomy places the organism in Eukaryota, Fungi, Ascomycota, Eurotiomycetes, Eurotiales, Aspergillaceae. The record is from RefSeq and is a predicted model, not a curated record. The transcript is spliced from 2 exons. The coding region runs from base 1 to 693 and encodes 230 amino acids.